Rhodofomes roseus is the source of this 838-nucleotide messenger RNA. RefSeq lists its product as uncharacterized. NCBI's taxonomy places the organism in Eukaryota, Fungi, Basidiomycota, Agaricomycetes, Polyporales, Fomitopsidaceae. The record is from RefSeq and is a predicted model, not a curated record. The transcript has 3 exons. The coding region runs from base 116 to 649 and encodes 177 amino acids.
ACCAUCAUGCCCGCACGUCGUUGGACAACCGACGCUGAGCUCGAGUUCUUGCUGUCUUAUCGAGAAUCGUUCCGGUCGCAUCAGCUCUCACACUCACUCCAACGUUUCUGGCCCGAUGUCUACAACGCGUGGUUCACUGCGUUCCCGGAGAAGUCCAGGAUCCUUCCAGACGUCGAGGGCGAGCUAUCAGAAGAACAGCAAGCACUGCUACAGAAGUCUAUCAAGACUCGUCAGAGGGUGCGUGCAUCUCUCGCGUGAUGACAGAUAUCUCACUGACGUACAUGCAAAGAAAAUCUACAAUUGGUACAAUAACCUAAAUUCGCAGCAAAACCGCAAGGACACCGAGUUGUACUCCCGUAAGUACUACAAGGAUCGGAUACAACCGCUGGUGGAGACCGAGUUGGGUGAGCGCGAGGUUUCGAAGGUUGAAAGAAUCGAGGUCAUCAAGCGGCGGACAAGGGAGGCGUACGAUGCCGAGGAUGCGGAGGUUAAGGCGGAGAUACAGGAGGAAAUACGCGCUCUUCGUGCCUCGAGAGCGGAGCGCGGCACCUCUGAGGGCGAAGGAACCGAGGAAGUCACGGAUGAGCAUGUUAUCAACGCCAUUGCUAGUCAAGCGUACGUAUCUCAAGCUUGUGAAUGUAUGUGCUAGACUCACCUCAACGUGUCAGACUGCUUGAUGAUCUACCUGCCAUUCUCCGUCAGAUCUUUCUUGAGCUGCAUCGUAAGACUGGUUGGUAUUUCUUGGUUCUGGCUGCUGGAGAAAUACCUGGGUCGGACGCAAAUGAUUAAGAUUCCAUCAGGAAGGGUCCGACGACCUCGAGCACAACAUUGGGAGACU